UCUAACGGUGAGACUAACACCGACGACGGCGUAAACAAACAAAAGGAGGGACCUGUACUGGUUUAUUUUAUUUCGGACUCGGUAUUAUUUUCUUCUUUAAAGAUGUCGAAAUCAGACAUUGCAAGGCAAUUUGACCUGCCUGAGAGACAAAGUAAACUGAACACCAUGUUGCGGGAAGAAGGCCUGAAAGAUGAACAAGUUUACUGUGUGUGCCGCACAUCUGAUGUGUCGCGAUUCAUGAUUGGCUGUGACAAAUGUGAGGAGUGGUACCAUGGUGACUGUAUCAACGUUACAGAGAGUGAAGCCAAACAAAAAAGAAAUUUUUUUGUGAAAGAUUUUCAGAAAGCAUUCAAUUAUGUGGGUCGAAUUUGCCUUUUUACAAGAUUAUUAGAAAUAGGUCUAACAGGAAAGCUGUUCAAUGCCAUUAAAUCAUGUUACGAACAUACAUGUCGUAUUAGAUUACAUGAUUAUGUAAGUGAAUCAUCUGAGAACAAUAUAGAUGAUGAUGUGCUUUUAGCUGAGGCUGAAUCAGAUUUGCAAAACCUCAUCUCAGUUGUAAAUACCCAUUUCUAUGCCAAUAAUGGGAUGGGGUUUUCCACAUUCAAAACAUUAUAUGAAGUUUGCAUAGCAAAAGUAUGUGACUAUAGUGCAGGUGUGUGGGGAUACGGCACCUUUCCCAAACUCAAUAGUGUCCAUAGCCGAGCAUUGAGGUGUUACCUAGGAGUACAUAAAUAUGCUCCUUUGGCUGCUUUGGAGGCCGAGAUGGGGUUCAAUUCUCCACCAGUUAGGAGGAAGUUGGAAAUGAAUGCACCGAAACUAAGAACUUACAAAAUCAUCAAGACAGACUGUAAUCCAGAGCCGUACGUAAUGAAACAUAUGGCUCGGAAGAAGCGUGCUGUUUAUGCACAAUUUAGGAUUGGAAUUCUUCCAUUGAGAAUAGAAACGGGUCGAUUCAUGAAUGUGCCUCUUCAAGAGCACAUCUGCGAAUACUGUGAUUCUAAUGCGAUAGAGGACGAAAUCCAUUUUCUUCUCGAAUGUAGUUUAUAUAGUGGCCUGAGACAAGAACUGAUAAAAAAGACUUUGUUUCAUAAUGUUUCAAAGCUUAUUAAUGGCUCAAUAUCCCAACUUGAGGAGACAGAAUUUGUAAGGUCAGACAUUACGACUUGUUUUUCAGCCCCAAAGAGUAAAAGCAGCAGUACUAAGAACAGCAGUAGUCACCGUUGUGGUGCUUGUGAGGCCUGCUACCAGAGGGAAGAUUGUGGACGCUGUGAAAAUUGUAAGGACAUGCCCAAAUUUGGAGGGCCACAUAAACUUCGUCAAAAGUGUAAAAAGAGACAGUGUCAUAAUUUUGUUCAGCUUGCUCAGAAGCCAAAUAAAAACAGUAGUAGCACAAGUAGUAAGAAACACAGAGAUUAUGAAAAGGAGAAGUUAACGAAGCCACCACAAACAUUGCCAGCAAUUACUGCAGAGUCUGGUGAUGAUUAUAUGACUGUUUUAAAAGAUAAGAAUGAGUUGAGUGAUGAUGACUUAUGGGAACCAGGAAAGAAGCAAGGAAAAGAGUCUUCACACAGCGAUAGGAAGACUAAAGACAAGGAACCUACUCCACAUAGUCGUAAGAGAAAAGAACAGAUUAAUGUAAGCAGAAAUAAGAGAAGACGCCAUGAACCAGAUUCAUCAGAUUCAGACUCAGAUGCAGGUUGGCUCAAGGGAGAAGCGGCUGCAGUGAGGCAGUGCUUUGGUCCUCAGUGUGUAAAAGCAGCACGGCCAAACAGCAAGUACUGUAGUGAUGAGUGUGGCCUAAAAUUAGCAGAAGCAAGGAUUUAUUCAGUAUUACCACAACGUAUUCAAGAGUGGAAGAUGAUGGAGUGUGUAGCUGAAACCCGCGAUAUCAGGCAACUUGAAAAGAUCAGAAAGCAGCAGUUGGAGGCUCGGGAAGUACUUCAGCAGCUUGAUCAGAGACAUUUGGAUAUUGACAAAUUGCUUGAGCGAGGAAAAAAUGAAAAGAUUGACCCUAAUGCAGAUGAUGGCGGUGAUGAUGAUAGUGGAGACAGUGCUUUUAUUUAUUGUGUCACCUGUGGCCAUGAAGUACCUGCCAGAAGAGCAAUACGUCACUUGGAAAACUGCUUCAACAAAUUGGAGAGUCAAACAACAUUUGGAUCUAUGUACAAGACUCGCAUUGAAGGCAACAACAUGUUUUGUGACUUCUAUAACCCCAGUAGCCUUACCUAUUGUAAAAGAUUGCGUGUGAUGUGUCCUGAACAUACUAAAGCUCCCUUAGUGUCUGAUGUAGAGGUAUGUGGAGCACCACUUACAAAAAACGUUUUUCAAGAAACUGGAGAGAUCUGUUUAGCACCAAAAAAGAAAUGCCUAAAACACUAUUGCUGGGAGAAAAUGCGAAGAGCUGAGAUAGAUAUGGAGAGAGUGAGACAGUGGCUGAAACUUGAUGAACUUUUGGAGCAAGAGCGUCUUGUGCGUCAAGCCAUGACGAAUCGCGCAGGAGUCCUUGGUCUCAUGCUGCACUCGACAUAUGACCAUGCAUUGGCUGAGAAACUUCAGCAGUCACAACAGUAUCAUCAGAAUGACCAUCAGUAUCAUUCUGGUCAUAAGUACCAGCGUAGCACCAGCACUGCCAGCCAAAGUACGAAAUCAACCCCGCAUAAUAAGUCAUCCAGUGCAACUAAUCACAAGACAUCCCAGCAACAUCGGCCUGUUACUUCUCAACAGUAUAAAGCAGGUGACCACCACUAUCAGAAUGAUACCCUUCACAAUGACCAUCAGUACCAUAAUAGUGAACGUAAGCACCAACACACGGACCACCAGUACCAUUCUAGCCGGGAGAGGAAAUACCAUGAUGAUCAUCGCUAUCACAGUGAUCAUCAAUAUUAUUCUAUUAAAAAGCAAAAGUAGAUGGUUAAGAUGUCUUCCUCAUUAAGUGACAAAACGAGAUGAACACAGUAGGAUGUUCUUUGUUUCUUUUUGUUUUUUUAUAUGCAAUACCUGAAAGGUUAAAAUUGUCAGUACCUGUUUUCAUUUAAGGAGCAAGACUUUUAGUUGGUGUUCAUGUGUUACCCUGAUCUUUAGUCUGUUUCCUCCAUCUCAUAAUUAGUGUUUUUGUGAACAUAGCGAUAUGUCCAGAUGUGUCUAUAAUGAUUUAAAAUAGUUUUAUUAUAUACCUGUUGAAUUAAAAGAUUUAUUUCUAAUUACAUUUUAGUCUAUCCACACAUUAGUUUAUUCCUGAAUUAUGUAUAUGUUUCAUAAAGGUGUUCAUCUAGUUUCUUCAUGUUCAAAGAAAUGUACUCUUGGCGUGUUGUGAAAUGAUGUUUAUCAUUUUGCCAGUUUUGCAUUAGUCAUUUUCAACAGAAGAAUUGGUAGACAUGUCCUUGGUUCUGAAGGAUAAGUAAUGAAAUUUGCGCUGUCAAUAAUGACUAAGUAUUUCCUUGAGAGAUAUAAACUUGGAACAGUAUUUGAGUAUGCAAUGUUUGAAUUUCAGUGUAUAUUUAUAAAGUCAAUUAGUAGAUAAGACCUGCUUUGUCUUCAAGAUGGAUAAGAGUAUUAAAGGGUCAUAUUUCAUAUCUAAAUAGUAUUGUUUUAUAUUAAGUCUGAUGUCAAUUUGAAUUUUGUACUUGAUACAGAUUUUCUUUGUAAAAAGGCAUGAAGUACAACCAAUGCUGCCAUUAUAAUUGACUGAUUGAUGUGUUUGUGCAGUGUUUAUUAGGUAUCUGAUUUUUAUCAGAAUUAAUUUGUUUAUACUGUGUAUAAUUGAAUUAUGUGUAUUUUAUAUCACUAUAAUAAAAUCGUAACACAUUUAGAA
Messenger RNA from Penaeus vannamei (Pacific white shrimp), 3811 nucleotides. NCBI's taxonomy places the organism in Eukaryota, Metazoa, Arthropoda, Malacostraca, Decapoda, Penaeidae. The record is from RefSeq and is a predicted model, not a curated record.